Molecule: messenger RNA, 5203 nt
Organism: Lutra lutra (Eurasian river otter)
Lineage: Eukaryota; Metazoa; Chordata; Mammalia; Carnivora; Mustelidae
Gene: ZNF354C
Product: zinc finger protein 354C
Exons: 5
Coding region: 379-2124 (581 amino acids)
Biological process (GO): regulation of transcription by RNA polymerase II
Cellular component (GO): nucleus
Molecular function (GO): RNA polymerase II cis-regulatory region sequence-specific DNA binding; DNA-binding transcription activator activity, RNA polymerase II-specific
Source: RefSeq, a predicted model, not a curated record
GCUUCGCGGGGUUGCGGGACAGCUCCAGGCCUUUCUCGGCCGGUGGCGGAGGCGACCCUGGCUGCUCCGUGGCGGCCUGUCUGGGGCGGAGAUCUGCCCGAGGCCUCUUCCGCGCGGCGGUGGAGCCAGCGCCUGUACCCGGCUGGGUGGGGGGCGCGGUGCUGGGUUGGGGGGCGCGGAGACGCGCGGGGCCGCGCGCGGGCCCCGGGAGACGCGGCGCGGCCGGUGGGUCAGGGGCUAGUCCCCUCCGCCCCCGCGGCGGUGCGUUGCGGGCGUCGCAGGUCCGCGGGAGACGCGCGGGGAGGGAGCGCCCUGCCAGACAUUACGGGUGGUUGGAACUUCCUCUCUCCCAGCCAUCCCUUCACACCAGAGUUCCUCAUGACACCUGUUCCUCUCCAGACCUACCCUGUCAGCGGUCUGCACUCCCUCGACAGGAAAACUGAGAAGGAAAGAAUGGCCAUGGAUUUGCUGCCCACUGAGGUGACAGAGUCUGUGACAUUCAGGGACGUGGCCGUGCUCUUCAGCCAGGACGAGUGGCUGCGCCUGGAUGCCACACAGAGAACCCUGUACCGGGAGGUGAUGCUGGAGAACUACGGCACCCUCGUCUCGCUGGGGAUUCCGUGCUCAACACCGAAGGUGAUCUGCCAGUUGCAACAAGGAGAAGACCCCUGCCUCGUGGACAGGGAACUUCCUCAAGAUGCCUCUCUAGGUCUCAAGGCUCAGAUGGAAAUGGAAGCCUUGCCUCCCAGACAAGGCAUUUCUAGAGAAGAAACAUCUCAGGGAAUAAUAAAGAAGAGGUCCAUUAAGUGUGGUCACUGGGACACCAAUUUUGGACAGACGUUUGAAUUUGAGAGCAGGAUGGGACAGGAGCAGCAGAAGAAAUCUCUUAGGCAAAUGGUGACCUCCCACAAAAAAACCGUGAGUGGAGAAGUAAAGCAGACAAGUUUUGAAUUGGGGAAAGGCUUACUUAUAAAUAGAACUCUUGUUACACAGCAGAGUGUUCCUAUAGAAAAGAUACCUAAUAUCUAUUACACCUUUGGGAAAGAUUUUAAACAGAAUUUUGACCUAAUGAGAUGCUUCCAGAUUUAUCCAGGAGAAAAACCUCAUAUUUGUCGUGAAUGUGGGAAAAGCUUCACCCAGCGUCUCCAUCUGAUUGAACACCAGAGAAUUCACACUGGUGAGAAACCCUACAGAUGUGAUGAGUGCGGGAAAACCUUUAGCCACAGAUCCUCCCUUCUUGCCCAUCAGAGAAUCCACACGGGAGAAAAACCUUACAAAUGUAAUGAAUGUGAGAAAGCGUUCAGCAGCAGUUCAACCCUGAUCAAGCAUCUGAGGGUACACACAGGAGAGAAACCCUAUCGCUGCAAGGAAUGUGGAAAAGCCUUCAGUCAGUGUUCAACCCUCACCGUACAUCAGAGAAUUCAUACCGGUGAGAAACUCUAUAAAUGUGCCGAAUGUGAGAAGGCCUUCAAUUGUAGAGCAAAACUUCAUAGACACCAAAGAAUCCACACCGGGGAGAAACCCUAUAAAUGCAGUGAAUGUGGGAAAGGUUACAGCCAGUUUGCAUCCCUGGCUGAACACCAAAGGCUUCAUACUGGGGAGCAGCUGUGUAAGUGCCUGGAAUGCGGGAGAACCUUCACACGCAUCUCAACCCUUCUCGAACACCAGCGAAUUCAUACUGGCCAGAAACCCUAUCAAUGUAACGAGUGUGGGAAAACCUUCAACCAGUAUUCCUCCUUCAACGAACAUCGUAAAAUUCACACCGGGGAAAAGCUCUAUACUUGUGGAGAAUGUGGGAAAGCCUUUGGUUGCAAAUCCAACCUGUACAGGCAUCAGAGAAUUCACACGGGAGAGAAGCCCUACCAGUGUAAUCAAUGUGGGAAGGCCUUCAGCCAGUAUUCAUUCCUCACUGAACACGAGAGAAUCCAUACCGGGGAGAAACUCUACAAGUGUAUGGAGUGUGGGAAGGCCUACAGUUACAGAUCAAACCUGUGCAGACACAAGAAAGUUCACACAAAAGAAAAACUCUAUAAAUGGAAGGACUAUGGGAAGCCAUUUAUUUACAGUUCUUCCCUUACUCAGUAUCAGAGAUUCCUUAGAGCAGAUAAGCCCGGUGAAGUUUAAUUCUUCUCUCAAAUAAUUCAAGACUCCUUAUUGGAGAAUAAUAAAUAGGGCACACAUUCUGGAUUAGAUUUUUUUUUUUAACUGAUGGAGAAAAUAUACUAGUUCCCACUACGUCAUGGUGAAAUUGAUCAGUGGGAUUAUGAAGAGCACUGAUUUGUCGAAUUUUCCAAGUACCAUUAAAUGCUAAUAAGGUUUCUAAAAACAUAGACAUUUUUUUUUUAGUUCAUGGAAAAAAACAUAAAAGGCCUAACCAAAAAAAAAAAAACAUGAAAAUAAUGGAAUAUACAUUUUGUUUCUUUAAAGUUUAUUCACUUUCUAAGCACAAGCUUCGAUAUGAAUUUUCUUUUAAAUUAGUCAUUGAGUUAAUGUGAAUAAGUGUGAGCCUGUAUUUACUAAAAUGGCAAGCAAGCAUAGGACAUGCUCUCUUCCAUAAAGAAAAAUUCAAGGUAAAAAGGAAUUCUUUAAAUUCAAAUUUUCAUGUGGAAAUAAUCACUUUUUAUGAACUGCCUCAGCAGCAGGUUGUAUAUAUAAAUAUAUGUACGUGGACAAAGGACAUACAGACAUAUAUAUACAUAAACAUAUAGCUUUAGAGUACAUGUAUAUUUUUUCCAAAAGUCCCUGAUGAUUAAAAAAUGUGGUUUUGUUAAUUUAGAAUUUAGUUUGGGAAAUUAAAAAUUUGCCCAAAUGGGAUCUCUUUUCCUUUUCCUUAUAUAUUUCUUAAUUGGACAUGAUUUGACACUCCCAAAUAGAGUUCUAGGAUAGUAUUCUUGAAAGUGUAGUGAACUAAAGCAAGGGAGACUGUCAGGCAAAUACUCUCUUACCUGUUGCAGAAGGUACCUAUUUGCAGAAUCUGACUCUACGCCUGGUAGCUCAUUAGAGCCAGGAGGAAUUUUCACUUAGUUUAUGUAUAGCCUUUUAUUUUAUUAAUGAAAUUGAGCUUAUUGGUCAGAGUCAAGGCUAGAAUCUUAAGUUUUCAGCUCUGGUUUUCUAUGGUAAUUGUAGAUACAAAUUAUAAUCAUUGGUUUCCAACCUCAAGGCCCGAGAGUACUAUUCACUAUUUGUUUUGUAAACUGAUUGGGCAUAAUUGCAGUAAUUUAAUCAGUUUUAUUUCUUUGUUUGCCAGGAUCCCCCUAACUGCAGUCUCAGUCUUGUUCUUUCUUUUUCUCCUGUCUUCCUAAUUAUACCUGCUUUUAUAAUAACUGUACAUAAAUCCUCAGUCAACUGAGGUCCAGAUGGUGAAAUUACUUUUGGGGUUUUCAUGUAGAAGGCUGCCUUUUCAUUUGUUUUUUGUUAUACUCAUCUUCUAGGAAUCCUUUUGUGUAAAGUGAUAUGUGAAUAUUUUGAAUAUUAUUGUUAAACAUUCUAGUCUUCAGUUAAAAUUGGCUUUCCAAACAUUUUCCAUAUUUUUAACAUACAUUGCAUUUUACCCUGGGCCCACUUCCAGGGUAAAAUUAUUUUAUGUCUCACUUUCACCAUUGGUAUCCUUUAAAAAAGUGUUUUAAUAAAAGGAGCUAGAGCCUUCUGUCUGAGAAAGGUUUUAGAAUUAAAUGCAGGCAUUCAGCAUAGCAUAUUUCUUGACCUGCCUUAGCUCACUUGAAAAUAUCUUUUUAUAUAUUUAAGUAUAUUUACAAGGACAUAAACUUUUAAAAAGACCUCAGUGUUUAACACUGGACAGAGCCAUUUGCAAGAUAUUCUAGAGAAGAACAUUUGGUUACCCAAUAGCAAUGAGAAUGCUUAGUACCCAGAUUUUGGUUUCUAAAUGCUGUUCCCCACUAAAAGGAACCUGGGCUCAUUGGAAUAAUGGCUUAUUCUAUAUAUGGAGCAGGGAAAAAUAGAAGAUGUGUCUGGGGUAUCUUCUUAUGAAACAAAACAAAAAGAUAGCACUUCAAGAAUAAGCACUCAAAGGCUAAUGUCAGAAGGACAUGGGAGCCAACUUGAAGGUGCUCUCACUGGUCAAAUUUCAGAUAAUUUAAACAUCAAAUAUAACAGUCACUGUAAUUAGUUAUAACAUGCUAAGUAAAAAUGAGACCAUAAUGGAAAAGUAAAAGGAAAGCUCUCUAUAAGCUAAACUGAAGAAUGCCAUCUUUUAACUGGAAUGAGAGUUUCAGAAAAAUCACCAUUUUAUAAUCCUUCAUGUAAUUAAACUAGGCAAAUUCAAUGGCUGAUAAGCCCAUUAGGUGAAAAAAUAUUUAAGGAACAUUAUAUGGUGUCAAAGGUCACAGAUACCAAUUACAAAUCUAAUAGAUCUGGAGAAACCGAGUUUUGCUACUAGUGGGACAGUCUGACGUGAUGUGGCUCCUGAUGAGAUGCCUUAUGAGGUGCACAUGAUAAUCUGUGAUGUAUUCUUCCCAAGAAUGUUUGAUGAAAAUCUAAUUAAACCUCUUAUCCAGAUUUAUGUUCCUAUUUAUAAGAAAGACAAGAGAUAGAGGAACAAGCUGAAUUCCAUGAAGAGGAAAUAGACAAACCCAAAGUUUGAGACUUUGUACAAGACAACUGGUCUAGACUCUUCAAAAAGCCAAUGUAGUAGAACAAAAAAGAGACUUCUAGAUUAAGACCACUCAAAAGUCAUAAGCGAGGUGUGAUCCUUAGUUGGCUUCUGAUUCAGAAAAAUUAGAGCAACUAUAAAAGACAUUUGGGAGGGGAUACUUGGGGAAGUAUGAGGAUGGAAUGGGUUUUAGAUAAUGUCAUAUGUUUAAUUUUCCUGGAAGUGAUGAUAGUAUUGAGGUAUUUAGGAUGAUGCCCUUAUUCUUAGGAGAUGCAUGUAAAAGUUUUCAAGUUUGAAAAGUCAUGAUGUCUGCAGCACAUUUUCAGGUAAGUACAUAAAAAAUUAGGUGUUGUGAAAAAUUAGUCAACUUUGUGGAGGAUAUAGAGAUGUUCAUUGGUUAUCCUUUACAUUUUUCCAUAUGUUUAUAAUUUUAAUAAAAAAAAUCGAGGCAAAAAGUGAUUGCAUAAUGUGAUGAAUAUGAAGCUUCCACUCAAAAUUUUUCCUUUGUACUCACGUAAGUUUCCUGUUUGACAGUUUAUCUCCUGGGGAUGUAAUCAUUGGAAAUAAAAUAAUUUUUGGUUUGUUCUUAUUCCA